CAAAUUUUACAGUCAAUAAUUUAUAUUAUAAACCUGCGUGUCUUUUGUACAAUCUUUAUUUAAUAAUAUGAAUUCAAAACAUGAAUACCGGUAUUCCUGUACAUGUUAGUCAAUUGAAUAACUCAUAAAUAAUUUCAAUUUCAUAUAGGUGUCCACUUUCUUUGUUGGGAUCAAGCAUGUGAGACGAGCUGAUGCUGUGACCAUAUCCCAGGCAAUUACCUCCCUUCUAGACACCAGAUUUCCCGAUUGGAGAGAGAAAAUCAUUGCCAUGGGGACAGACGGUGCAUCUGUGAUGGUGGGGAAGAAAGGAGGGGUUGUUAAGAUUGUUUCUGAGGCUGUGGAUCGCCCUUUCUUGAAGGGAAUUCAUUGUUCUGCACAUAGGUUGGAACUUGCGUACAAGGAUGCAACAAAAAAAAUUCCCAUCCAUCAAAGAUGUGAGCUGCUGUUACUCAACCUUUAUUUAUUUUACAAAUACAGCCCACUCAACCGAGCAAACCUCAGAGCAUCAUUUGAGUCUCUUGGUAAAGCAUCAAGGGUUCCAACUAGAAUGGGUGGUACACGGUGGCUUCCUCACACAAAACGUGCAUUGAAGCAAAUGUUGGAAGGCAUGGAUGGCAUCGUCCUUCAUCUGGAACAGAUGCAGCAGCAACCCCAGAAAGAAUCAAGCUGUAAGGCAAAGAAUUUUCUGAAGGUCCUAAAAUCUCCUGAAACCAUCUAUUGGCUGCAUCUUAUGACAGAUGUCAUAAGGUGCCUGUCAAAAGUGUCAGAGACAAUUCAGGAGAAACACAGUACUGUUGCCGAUAUUGCCAGUGAAUUAGAAUGUGCAAAAAACAUAAUUGAAAAGUACAAAUCAAGAUUUUGGAGAUCUGCAUGUUCAGGAGCUAGUGGAGAUUGCAAAACCAGCCUUAAUGAACACAGACAUGAUUGAGGAGGAGUGGACAAGGCUGAAAACUACACUCGCAGCAAGGAGGAUGAAGAUACAAGACGUCACUUGGCCAUCCUUGGAAGCCAGUUUUGGAAAUGUUUGUCCAAUGUUUUUCAUGUUGGUCAAUUAUUUAUUGACACUUCCAGGCUCCUCUGUUGAUGCAGAGCGAGGAUUUUCACGGAUGAAACUCAUCAAGAGUGAUUGGCGAUCCCGGUUAGGGGAGUCCAACCUUUCUGACCAGAUUCUACUCAACCUGGAGACAGAACCCAUUGGAUCAUUUGAUCCUAUGCCGGCAAUAGCCCACUGGUACAGUGGAGGGCAGAGGGCAAGGAGGCCAUUUUAUAAGGAUGAAAUGAGGAAAUCGGAGACCCCAAGGGAAUGUUCAGUUUUUCAGCGGACAGAUGGGCAUGAGGUCAUCCCAGUUUCCCUUGAUUUGCAUGAGGACCAAGCUGAGCAUGAGGGGGAGGAGGAGGCAGAUGAGGAAGAUCUUCAGGAAGGGGCAACAUUUACGCCAGAUUCCCAGUCUGAUGAUGAGGAUGAGGAUCUCUCCAGGAGAGACCUUCUUGCUCUCCAGCAAAAGUCAUACAGACUUUUCAUUGAAAACUUAAGAAACUAGUUGAAUAUGGAAUAACAAAUACAAAAACUGAAAUGAG
Messenger RNA from Pecten maximus, 1578 nucleotides. RefSeq lists its product as uncharacterized. Lineage: Eukaryota; Metazoa; Mollusca; Bivalvia; Pectinida; Pectinidae. The record is from RefSeq and is a predicted model, not a curated record. Bases 909 to 1541 code for a protein of 210 amino acids. The transcript has 8 exons.